AUGCGGCUUCAGUGCGUCGUGCUGUUUGCCGCGCUUACUCUUGUAGCAGCCACACAUGCUCCUCCUAACGUUAAGACCGUUUUGUCCGCGGAGCAGCACGACAUUCCCGUAAAGCGGCUUUUACGCCCUGGCAAUCCUGCGGGCAAAGAGGACGAAGAGCGGGGAAUCAACUUCAGUUCGGUGCCUGGAUUCGAGAAACUCGCGAAUCUGUUAAAGCCUAAGCCCGGUUUGAAAAAGCUUUUGAAGUGGGCGGAUGCUAAAAAGCCUCCGGAGACGGUCUUCACUCGGCUACGACUUGACAAGACAGGGACGCAGCUAUUCGAUAACACCGACUUCCCUGUCUGGGCCGCAUACACGCGCUCGGUCGCGCAGACCGACUCGGAAGCUUCCGCCGUUAUGCUCAAGACGCUGGUGUCUCGAUACAGCGACGAGGUUCUGUCGGGUAUGAUCGCCGCAGCGAAGAAAUCCUCGAAAACGGAGAGCAUCGCGACGAAGUUGGAGACUGAGCAGAUGCGCACUUGGCUGGCGGCUAAGAAGACUCCCGACGAUAUGUUCCUGGUGUUCAAGCUCAACAAGGCAGGGGACGACAUCCUGUCCAGCCCGCUGCUGUCAGCGUGGACCAACUAUAUGAAGCUGUCGAACAAGGAGAACCCCAAAGCCCAAACGACUUUGAUCGCGACGAUGACGAAACACUAUGGGGAUAGUGGCGUAUCACAGAUUCUUGCAGCUGCGAGGAAGUCCCCGGCAACGCAAAGCACGGCGAAGAGACUGGAAGCGGAGCAGGUCCAGCUCUGGCUGAAGAAGGGAAGGACCCCCGACGAUACGUUCACGUUGCUAUCGCUUGACAGGGCAGGCGACGACCUUCUCGCCAGUCCACAGUUCAACACUUGGAUGAAGUACAUCAACUAUUACAACAAGGAGAACCCCGACGAGAAGACGACGGUCCUGGCGAAGUUGAUGACCCAUUUCGAUGACGAAGAGCUCACCCCGAUACUAGUAGUGGCGAGGAAGGUACCGAGCACGGAAUCUACUGCUGCCAAGCUACAGGCUGAGCAGUUCAAGAACUGGCUGAGCGCCGAUAAAUCACCCGAGGAAGCCUUCACGCUAUUGCAACUCGACAAGGCAGGAGACGACCUUCUGACCAACCCGCAGCUCACGAAUUGGCUCAAGUACACGGAGAACUUCAACCUCAACAAAGAAAUCAACGAACAAGUUACAGCAAUCCAGGUUUUUCGCGCGCAAUACGUCGACGACUCUCGCAUUGCAAACAUGGUCAUUGCGGCGGAGAAGGUCCCGAAUACGCAAGCAAUUGCUAAGCGCGUGGAGGACGAGCUGUUCAAGGGCUGGACGGUUGUUCUCAACAAGCCGGACGAUGUGUUCAUCAACCUCAAACUUGAAACGGUUGGGGAAAAUGUCUUCGAAAGUCCGUUGUGGAGUUUCUAUACGAAGUUCUUGGAGAAGUACAACACGGCGAACCCCGGCAAGGAACAAACGAUGAUUAGUGGAUUAGCUCGGGGCUAUAAUGACGUUACGUUGACGAAUAUGCUCCUAAAGGCGAAGGAGGCCCCGAGCACCAAGACUCUGGCUACGAAAUUGGAGGAUGAACUGGUGCAGUAUUGGCUGGCGGACAAGAAAUUGCCAGAUAAACUCUUCGGCUACCUCGAGCUUAAGGAGUCCGUGGACGGCAUUCUGACGAACCCGGUCUUUAACGUUUGGCUCAAGUACUUGAAUGCGUUCAACGACAAAGCCCCCGUCAAGAAAGCGUUGAUGAUCGAUACGCUUAAAUCGGCUUUUGGCGAUGUAGCUGUAUCGAAUAUGCUGUUCGCGGCAAAGAAGGACCCGGGUACGGCGAAGGUCGCUGCAACGCUGCAAACCGCUCUGCUCAGCAAGUGGGUUCUUGAAAAGAAAACGCCAGGGCAAGUCUCCGCUAUACUGAAGGAAGGAGCUGGUGCCGAUGUGAGCGCGAAGUUAUUGGCGACUUAUUCCGCCAAGUUCAAAGUCAGGUGGGGGUAA
Phytophthora sojae is the source of this 2013-nucleotide messenger RNA. RefSeq lists its product as hypothetical. Bases 1 to 2013 code for a protein of 670 amino acids. NCBI's taxonomy places the organism in Eukaryota, Oomycota, Peronosporomycetes, Peronosporales, Peronosporaceae. The transcript has a single exon. The record is from RefSeq and is a predicted model, not a curated record.